Molecule: messenger RNA, 855 nt
Organism: Lasiodiplodia theobromae
Lineage: Eukaryota; Fungi; Ascomycota; Dothideomycetes; Botryosphaeriales; Botryosphaeriaceae
Exons: 3
Coding region: 1-855 (284 amino acids)
Source: RefSeq, a predicted model, not a curated record
AUGGUUGAGCUACUGCUCCUCCUCUCAUCGGACAUGGUGCAAAGCAGGCAAACGCCGACCGUUCAAGUCAUUCGAGAUGCAUUGGUAGUCACUGAGAAGCUGAAUUACCAGUAUCUGUGGGUGGACAAAUAUUGCAUAAACCAAGAGGACCUUGAAGACAAGAUUUUUCAGAUCAGCAACAUGGACCUCGUCUACAACAACGCGCAGGUGACAAUCAUAGCAUCUGCUGGAGAAGAUUCAAGUUACGGUCUUCCUGGAGUAGGAGACAGACCUCGAACUCGUCAACCUUCGGCUCCCAUCAAUGGGCACUGGAUCGUCUCAUCCCUGCCGGAGCCGCAGACACAAAUCCGGAAGGCCCGAUGGUCGACUCGAGGCUGGACUUACCAAGAGGCAGCAUUGUCUCCGCGCCGCCUGUUCUUCACCGAGCAGCAAGCAUAUUUUGAGUGCGACUCAAUGUAUUGCAUGGAGGCGAUUGACCUGCCACUGGAAAGCUACCAUACGAAGGACGGCGACUACUUCCGCACCGAGGCCAAUUGGGGUGACAUAUCCAUGUUCAACCUUCGCUACUCCCAAUUCAUUGACCGCAACAUCAUCGAGUACUCGUCACGGUCCCUGUCUUACCAGUCGGACGCGCUGAAUGGCAUUCUCGGUACGUUGAAGUUCCACGAGAGGCAACGAAAGACGAAUGCGCCGUCGCAUCUCUGGGGGGUUCCGCUGCAGGUGCACUGGCCUGCCGGCGCCUCGUUCGAGCAUCCGCAAUUCCAAGGCGAUGCCUUCCUGCCCGAGGAUAAUUCCCGCACAGCCUCCAUGGACUUCAUGCGGGGGCUAUGUUGGUUGGGAAGGCAAGUUAUCUAA